This is a messenger RNA of Suncus etruscus (white-toothed pygmy shrew), 2247 nucleotides long. RefSeq names its product EF-hand calcium binding domain 7 (gene EFCAB7). Gene Ontology annotation, molecular function: calcium ion binding. The transcript is spliced from 14 exons. Bases 65 to 1975 code for a protein of 636 amino acids. NCBI's taxonomy places the organism in Eukaryota, Metazoa, Chordata, Mammalia, Eulipotyphla, Soricidae. The record is from RefSeq and is a predicted model, not a curated record.
UGGCGGCUCUGCCUGGAGGGCUUUGCUGAGACCUCCAGGUCCUAAAGGGGAGAGAAUUGGGUCGAUGCGACUGAUUGGGGAAGUUGGAAUUAGAAUGGCCAUCAAUCCAGGAAGCGAUGCAGCUUUCUCCAGCCAGAAAUCAGAGAGUGCUCGAACCAGGAAUGUUCCAUCAACUGAAGAGGAAGUAUUUUACAAGUAUUGUAGAGCUGCCUAUUUAACUGUUUUCAAAAGCAGUUUAGAAAACAUCCUUUCUAAAGAUCAACUUUCUUUAGUUCUUCAGCAUGCAGGAAGAAAUCCAUCCCAAAAGACCAUUAAUAAGUACUGGACUCCUCAAACUGCUAAACUGAAUUUUGACGAUUUUUGUAUGAUUUUAAGAAAUGAAAAGCCUAUUUCAAAAAAAGAGCUGCUGAAUUCAUUUAAACAAUUAGAUAUCAAUGAUGCUGGCUCUAUUUCACACACUGAUCUUUAUUCACUCCUCACAAAGAGAGGUGAGAAGAUGAGUCCAGAAGAAGUAAAUGCCAUAAUAAAUUUAGCUGAUGUCAAUGCCGAUGGAAAAUUUGACUACAUCAAGUUUUGUAAAUUAUAUAUGACAACCAAUGAGCAAUGUCUCAAAACUGCUUUAGAAAAACUGGAGGUUGACAGUAAACUGAGACGUCAGCAGUUUGGAAGCCACAAGGAAGGGUCCCCUGAAAGUCACCCAGUGCCCGUAACAAAACCAUCACCUGGACUCAUAAGAAAAACUGAUCAGGAACCGUUUUCAAAUAAAGGUGACACCAGGAGUUCGAUACUGGCAACAACUAGGAAGUUCACAUCAUCUAUUUCCUUGAUACUUACCAUGGGUACAACUAGCAACCGAAAAUCAAAAUUAACUGAGCCAAACUUAAUAAAGGAGUGGCAGCGUGUACAAUCUAAAGGUUGCUUUUUCGUGGAAGAAGAUGGGGAAAUCAUUAAUCAUCAAUACAAGAUGCAUAUUGCUCAGAGAUCCAUGGUUUAUCUAACUAUUAAACCACUAAACCUGAGUCAGGUCGAAGGAAAACUAUCUCCUUGGUUAUCAGUUGAUACAACUAUGUAUAUUCUUAAGGAAAGUGAAAGUCAAGCAAGUAUACAGCUUAUGGGUUUUACAGAACUACAAAAUAGAGAAGUGUUUGGGUGGACUGGUGAACUGGGGCCUGGAACUUACUGGUUAAUUCCUUGUACAACUGGCUGUAGGCUGAGGCAAGAAAUAAAACCAAUAGCCGAAGAAGCCCAGCUUGUAUGUAGAGAUGAAAGUGGAGAAUUAUUUCUUACAAAGGAAUUUAGGUCAACUUUAUCAGAUAUAUUUGAUGUUAUUGAUCUAGAUGGGAAUGGUCUUCUUAGCCUGGAAGAAUAUAAUUUUUUUGAACUGAGAACAAGUGGCGAGAAGUGUGAUGAGGAUGCCUGGGCAGUCUGCAGAGAGAAUUUUGAAACAAAGAAGAAUGAACUAACAAGACAGGGCUUCAUGGAUCUGAACCUGAUGGAAGCCAAUGACAUACAGGGAGACCCCCGUGAUCUCUGGGUCACUCUUCAUUCAAUGGGCUAUAACAAGGCUCUGGAGCUGACAGAGGCAUGUCCAUUUGUCAUUGAUAUCUAUGCAGAAAAGUGCAAGCCACGAAUUAAAGCUGUCCAGAUGGAGGUCUGCAGUGGGCAGCUUGAGAAGGCCAUUUGUAAGUCUGUCCUUAGCAAAGGCGAGGCCAGAGCAAUGGAUGGCUAUGAAAACAUCAUUGUGCAUACUUACAAGUGUGACAGCUGGAUUACGUCAGUGAUCGAAAACAAGUCUGACAAUAAAGUGAUCAUUCAUGUCAACAAUGAGCAGAGUAGAAACUGCGUGAACAACCGAGGUCUCAACAUAUUCGCCGUCGAAGUUGCACCCAAGUCUGCAAUGGUCUGCCAGCAUGUGAUGCCCCUGAACGAGCACCAGGAGUGGCUACAUCACUGUGUGUAUUCCCUGGUAUCAUGAAUGUGCGUGUCUCCCUCAUGUCUGAGGUGUCUGCCCCAAGCCCUGUUUCCCUCAUGUCCUGAAGUUUUUCCCCACAGUGUGUCCUUCCUCGUCUUCCUGGGCACUGCUUUCACCUGAGACUCUGAAAAAUGAUUUCUUGUCUUAGUCUGUUUUUUGUUGAUCAGUCAAAUACUAAUCAAUUUAAUUGAUGUAAAUACACCACAAUUUAUUUAACUUGCAUGCACUUAUAUUUUCUGUUCAUGUGCUAUAUUAUUAAAAGAGAAUGUUUUUAA